Messenger RNA from Carlito syrichta (Philippine tarsier), 921 nucleotides. It is a transcript of the gene CLDN16, whose product is annotated as claudin 16. NCBI's taxonomy places the organism in Eukaryota, Metazoa, Chordata, Mammalia, Primates, Tarsiidae. Gene Ontology annotation, molecular function: structural molecule activity. Gene Ontology annotation, biological process: bicellular tight junction assembly; cell adhesion. The record is from RefSeq and is a predicted model, not a curated record. Gene Ontology annotation, cellular component: bicellular tight junction; plasma membrane.
AUGCCCUCUAGGACCCCACUGUUGGUUACAGCCUGUUUCUAUUAUUCUUACUCCAACUUAAGACACCUACAGCGGGGUGUGAGAAAAAGUAAAAAACCAGUAUUUUCACAUCCCUAGGUACCAGAAACAAGAAGACUGCAGCAUUCCAGCUACCUGAGUGGGUCCAGGUCUGGCAUCUGCCCAUGUUGCCUUUCAGACUGGCUGCUUGCCACGAUGAGGGAUCUUCUUCAGUACACUGCCUGCUUCUUUGCCUUUUUCUCCACUGGAUUUUUGAUUGUGGCCACCUGGACAGACUGUUGGAUGGUGAAUGCUGAUGACUCCCUGGAGGUGAGCACAAAAUGCCGUGGCCUCUGGUGGGAGUGUGUCACAAAUGCCUUUGAUGGGAUUCGCACCUGUGAUGAGUAUGAUUCCAUCCUUGCGGAACAUCCCUUGAAGCUGGUGGUAACUCGAGCAUUGAUGAUUACUGCAGAUAUUCUAGCUGGGUUUGGAUUGAUCACCCUGCUCCUUGGUCUUGAUUGCGUGAAAUUCCUCCCCGAUGAGCCGUACAUUAAAGUUCGCAUCUGCUUUGUUGCUGGAACCACAUUACUAAUAGCAGGUGCCCCAGGAAUUGUUGGCUCUGUGUGGUAUGCUGUUGAUGUUUAUAUGGAGCGUUCUUCUCUGGUUUUGCACAAUAUAUUUCUUGGCAUCCAAUAUAAAUUUGGUUGGUCCUGUUGGCUUGGAAUGGCUGGGUCUCUCGGUUGCUUUUUGGCUGGCGCUGUCCUCACCUGCUGCUUAUACCUCUUUAAAGAUGUUGGACCUGAAAGAAACUAUCCUUAUUCCAUGAGGAAGGUCUACUCAGCUGCAGGUGUUUCCAUGACUAAGUCAUAUGUGACCCCUCGAACAGAGACUGCCAAAAUGUAUGCUGUAGACACAAGGGUGUAA